This is a messenger RNA of Hibiscus syriacus, 1629 nucleotides long. RefSeq names its product PI-PLC X domain-containing protein At5g67130-like. The record is from RefSeq and is a predicted model, not a curated record. The coding region runs from base 72 to 1358 and encodes 428 amino acids. Gene Ontology annotation, biological process: lipid metabolic process. NCBI's taxonomy places the organism in Eukaryota, Viridiplantae, Streptophyta, Magnoliopsida, Malvales, Malvaceae. Gene Ontology annotation, molecular function: phosphoric diester hydrolase activity. The transcript has 8 exons.
UUAUUCUUUUUCGGUCUCCCUUUUCCUCGAGCUCUGCAUAAGCAGAAACGGAAGCCAAACACACACAAAUAAUGCUGGCGUGUUUCACGGACUAUCUUAGCUUAUGCAGAUCUACUGCUGCAAUUGGGUGCUUUUUCCUGUUGCACUUCUCUUUCUGCAGCACCAUUUCCGCUGCUUGUUUGAACGGAAACUGCCAGGUUCUUGACUCAUGUUCCCAGUCUACAGAUUGUGGUCCAGGUCUUUAUUGUGGGAACUGCCCAGCUUUGGGCAAGAGUCAACCUUUUUGUACCAGAGGCCAAGCUAUCAUACCCACUUCUGUUAUUGGUGGAUUGCCUUUCAACAAAUAUUCAUGGUUGAUGACUCACAAUUCAUUCAGCAUAGUGGAUGCACCAUCUCUGCAAGGUGUUCAAAGACUGACAUUUUAUAAUCAAGAAGACACUGUUAGUAAUCAGUUGAUGAAUGGAGUGAGGGGACUGAUGUUGGACAUGUACGAUUUUAACGGCGAUAUUUGGCUCUGCCAUUCAUUCAGGGGACAAUGCUUCAACUUCACUGCCUUUCAACCUGCAAUUAACACCUUAAGGGAAGUGGAGACAUUCUUGAGUCAGAAUCCAUCAGAGAUUGUAACCAUUAUAAUCGAGGACUAUGUGCAUACACCAAAAGGACUGAGUAACCUUUUCACGAGUGCCGGUCUGGACAAGUAUUGGUUUCCGGUGUCGAAGAUGCCAAAAAAGGGUGAAGAUUGGCCUACUGUGAAUGAAAUGGUGCAAGCAAAUCACAGGCUUCUGGUUUUCACCUCAGUUGCUUCUAAGGAAGCGGAGGAAGGAAUUGCUUACCAGUGGAAGUACAUAUUAGAAAAUGAAGCUGGAGAUCCCGGGGUAAAGUCAGGCUCAUGCCCAAAUAGAAAAGAAUCACGGCCGCUUAAUUCGAAAAGUGCCUCUCUUUUCCUCAUGAAUUACUUUCCGACUUACCCGGUUGAGAAUGAAGCUUGCAAAGAACAUUCAGCGCCCCUUGCUGACAUGAUUGGAACCUGCUUCAAAGCAGCAGGGAGUAUGCUGCCAAACUUCAUAGCAGUCAACUUUUACAUGAGGAGUGAUGGAGGUGGUGUUUUCUAUGAUUUGGAUAGUGUGAAUGGCCAAAGGUUAUGUGGAUGUAAUACUAUUGCAGCCUGUCAGGCUGGAGCACCAUUUGGAUCUUGCAAGAACAUAUCUAUGCCUUCUUCAAGUCCAAUGACCAGCGCUGCAGGAAGCUUUUCCGGAUCUGUUCAGUUCUCAAAAUCUGCUUCAGCAGUCAGAUAUCCUAAUCACUUUGUCAUCGGCUUACUUUCCAUGCCAUGUAUGUUGUUUUUGUUGCGACUAUAAUAGAUAACUCUCAGGAUAGCUUUUAUAGUUUUACGAGGACUUAUAUAUAAUGUCAGAUUUUUCGAGUCAAGGCUUAGUAUACAGCACCCUGCCUUAUUAGGUGGAAGGUCAAGGAAUGCUUGUUAGAGUCAUUACAAUUUGAUUAUAAAUCAAAGACCUCUUGUGAUUCGAGGCAAAAUCAAAUGGUUGUAUGAGAACCUGAGCUAGGAAGUGACCAAAGAGAGACUUGCAAUGUAAUGAAAUAGUAGUUAAAAUAUGUAAUUUGCUACAC